AUGCCGCAGGGCGCCAACGCAAGUCCGUCUUGGUUCGUCAAGGUCAUCAACAGAGUGGUGCACGGUCUGGAGCGUGUGCUUGCUUAUCUGGACAAUGCCUUCUGUUUCGAUGAGGAACCUCUGGGACACGUACUGAACUUGAUCGAGUUCUUCAAACGACAGCGACAGUACAACCUCAAACUGCCUGGGAAGGCUCGCGUCGGCGCCACGCAGGUCAACUUUCUCGGUCACACCAUCUCUCCGGCAGGUGUUAGCCCUGAUGGCGUCCAGGUUAGGGCGCUCACGCACAUGCCGCCGCCGCCGAAUGUUAAGCAGCUUCGGAGCCUUCUCGGUGGACUCAGUUACUACCGGAUAUUCCUCAAGAAUCUCGCCACCAAGAUGCGGCCUCUCAACUCUCUUCUUAAACAAGGCGUCCCCUUCAAGUACACACCCGGGCAUGGUCAAGGUUGGCAUCAAAGCUUGGCCCGCGAUCAACUCGAGUAUUGCAACCUGGCUGUCGAUCGCCAGCGCCGGGCCUACGAACUUGUCCGUGAGUACAACGCGCUGAAGAUUUCGCGAGUCGAACGCCGGAAUUCAUCCCUGCUGGACGCCAUUCACAAGCUCCCUCAGUUUACCGUUGGCGGGUGUGCUUGGGUGUACAACACGGCUGCUACGAUUCGACAGGGUGUGCAGAAGGACACGGACCAACAGGUGCUCAAGGCCAAAUUCGCACUUUCCUGGACGGGGCCGUACAAAGUUCUUGCGGUGGGUCCCACCUCUGCCGACGCCACUCCGGACGGCCGCUCGUUGGCGCGUAAACUCUUCUACCUGGACCUGCCUUCCGGUCUUUCCGGCCCGGCAGCUCGUUGUCAUGUGUCUGUCCUUCGUUGCAAGCCCUGUCGCAAUUCAUACGAGACGGACGACUUGCCGCAAUCUCUGCCCGCCGAGCUUUCGCGUUAUGUUCUGCACUCUUUCGGAGAUAAAUGUCCACCUUUCCACGUCACCGUGGAUGAUGUGUCGGUGCCUGUCGGGCGCCUCGAGGUCGACUACAUCUCGGGACAUCAACUGGUGCGGGGCCGUAGCGGCGUCCUCGCUGUCCUGUACCAGACGCAUUGGGUAGGCCUGACUACUCCUUCAUAG
This is a messenger RNA of Ectocarpus sp. CCAP 1310/34, 1119 nucleotides long. The record is from the annotation of a GenBank genome assembly. Lineage: Eukaryota; Phaeophyceae; Ectocarpales; Ectocarpaceae.